AUGCCCCCUGCCCUGGGGAGUUCCCCCACGGCCAUUUGCACCCCUCGUGCCCGAGCUCCUGCUGCAGCCAAAGUCUCCCAGCAGCCUGGGAGUUCAGGGCUGACACUUAAGGACUCCGGGGGGGUGGAGGUGGACGCGCAGGCUGAGCAUGAAAAGCGGCCAUUGGCUCUGCCUCGCCGGCUGCUCUGCCGCUGGGCUGGGCAGGUUGAGGGGCCGGAGCUGCCCCGGGCAGAUGCGGACGCCGCUCCCGACGCUCCGCUGCCUCCCGGGGACUCGCGGCAUAUGCCCCCAGCCCCAGCUGGGAGGGUUCGGGGGCUGCACCAGCCCCGCGGUGUCCCCCUGUCCCCGGAGCUGUCACCCCCAGAGGGAAGGACACGAGCGGCAGCUGCGGGAGGAGCAGGAGGAGCCGCAGGAGGGAGCUCCCCCGACCCGUGCGGAGGCCGGGAUCGCUCUGUGUGCGUGUUUGUGCGCUCUCCGUGCGCCGCUCCCGCCCGGGGCAGCGGGGCCGAGCGGCUCCUGAUCCCGGGGCUGCGGCGGGGAGGAGCCAGCGCCGCUCGGAGCCGAGCGCCGGCAGCGCUCCCGCACCGCGCCCGCAGCGCGCCGGCUGCCGUGCUGCGACUGCCCCGGCUCCGGUACCGGCACCGCUCCGAUUCCUCCUGCCCCGCGCCGGCAGCGCUGCCGUGCUGCGACUGCCCCGGCUCCGGUACCGGCACCGCUCCGAUUCCUCCUGCCCCGGUACCGGCACCGCUCCGACUCCCCCUGCUCCGGUACCGGCACCGCUCCGAUUCCUCCUGCCCCGGUACCGGCACCGCUCCGAUUCCUCCUGCCCCGGUACCGGCACCGCUCCGAUUCCUCCUGCCCCGGUACCGGCACCGCUCCGAUUCCUCCUGCCCCGGUACCGGCACCGCUCCGAUUCCUCCUGCUCCGGUACCGGCACCAGCACCGCUCCGACCCCCCCUGGUCCGGUACCGGCACCGCUCCGAUUCCCCCUGCUCCGGUACCGGCACCGGCACCGCUCCGACUCCCCCUGCUCUUGUACCGGCACCGGCACCGCUCCGAUUCCUCCUGCUCUUGUAUCAGCACCGCCACCGCUCCGACCUCCCCUGCUCCGGUACCGACAUCGCUCCGAUUCCUCCUGCUCUGGUACCGGCACCGGCACCGCUCCGAUUCCCCUGGCACCGGAACCGGCACCGCUCCAAUUCCCUCGGCACCGGCUCCGCUCCGACUCCCCCUGCUCGGCACCGGCUCCGCUCCAACGUCCCCGGCACCGGGACAGCUCCAACCCUUUUCCUGCUCCGCACCGGCACCGGCACCGGCACCUCUCCAGCUCUCCUGCUCCAGCACCGGCUCCGGCACCGGUCCCGCUCCGGUGCCAGCCCCGCUCCCGCAGCUCCCGCAGCUCCCGCAGCGCCGCCCCCGCUCUGCCCCGCAGGAAGGAGGAAGGGACACGGCACCCGGGAGCGGGCUCUGCCAUCCCUGGCAGCACGAGGGAAGAUGAACAAGAUGAAAAACUUCAAGAGGAGGUUUUCUCUCUCGGUGCCGCGCACGGAGACCAUCGAGGAGUCGCUGACGGAGUUCACGGAGCAGUUCAACCAGCUCAACAACCAGAGGAACGAGGACCUGGCUCAGGGCCACCUGCAGCUGGAGCAGCUGGGCAGGGAGGUGGCCGGGGAUGGCAGCCCCGCGUCCCCGCCGCAGGGGCAGCGACAGGGACAGGGACAGGGAGAGUCGCCGGUGGCCGCCGUGCGCUACCGCAACCACGGCCAGCGCCGCUUCUCCAUGGAGGACGUCAGCAAGCGCCUCUCGCUGCCCAUGGACAUCCGGCUGCCCCCCGAGUUCCUGCAGAAGCUGCAGAUGGAGAGCCUGGAGCUGCCCAAGCCCCUGAGCAGGAUGUCCCGCCGAGCCUCCCUCUCAGAUAUUGGCUUUGGGAAGCUGGAAACCUACAUCAAACUGGACAAACUGGGAGAGGGCACCUACGCCACGGUGUUCAAGGGCCGCAGCAAACUGACAGAGAACCUGGUGGCGCUGAAGGAAAUCCGCCUGGAGCACGAGGAGGGCGCUCCUUGCACGGCCAUCCGGGAAGUGUCGCUGCUGAAGAACCUCAAGCACGCCAACAUCGUCACCCUGCACGACAUCAUCCACACCGAGCGCUGCCUCACCCUCGUCUUCGAGUACCUGGACAACGACCUCAAGCAGUACCUGGAGAACUGCGGGAACCUGAUGAGUGUGCACAACGUGAAGAUCUUCAUGUUCCAGCUGCUCCGUGGCCUGGCUUAUUGCCACGGCAGGAAAAUCCUACACCGAGACCUCAAACCCCAGAACCUGCUCAUCAACGAGCGAGGGGAGCUCAAGCUGGCUGAUUUUGGAUUAGCCAGGGCCAAGUCAGUCCCGACUAAAACCUAUUCCAACGAGGUGGUGACGCUCUGGUACCGCCCCCCCGACGUCCUGCUGGGAUCCACCGAGUAUUCCACCCCCAUCGACAUGUGGUGAGGCACAGGGGAUCCCUGGGAUCUUCCUGGGAGCUUCCAGAACGGGCUCAGGCAUUUCCAUCCUCAUCCUCACGGAACCCCCACAGAGGACACCUGGCCCGGGAUAACGUCCAACGAGGAGUUCAGGGCUUACAACUUCAGCCAGUACCGAGCCCAGCCGCUGAUCAGCCACGCCCCGAGGCUGGACUCGGAAGGCGUCGAUCUGCUGACAAACCUGCUGCUGUACAGAGCCAAGGGCCGGAUCUCAGCCGAGGCUGCCCUGCAGCACCCCUACUUCAAGAGCCUGGGAGAGCGUGUGCACCUCCUGCCUGACAACGCCUCCAUCUUCUCCCUGAAGGAGAUCCAGCUGCAGAAGGACCCUGGGCACCGAGGCUCAGCCUUCCAGCACUCAGCCCGAGGCAAGAACAGGAGGCAGAGUAUAUUUUAAACUGGGAUCUCGUCGCCAUGGAGAUGGAAGCUCUGAGAAAGGAGCGGCUCCCACCCGGCCCUGGGCAGAAUUCCCGGCUCCAGCAGGACGAGGCUGUCCCCAAACUCUGGCACUGCCCCCCGUGGACCUGUGGCCUUGUCCCCCCUUCUUUCCGUGCUGUCCCCCCUGGGAGGAGCUGCAGGAGGAGCCGCCCCGGGAGGGUUUGGGGGCGCAGGGGGGGGAUUUGUGGGGUUUGCUGGAAAUGCACCUUUGCUCAGACGAGCUGCCCUGCAGCCCCAGGUUUUUGGGGAGCCCGUGUUUGGACUGGCACAGCCCUGGGAGCACAGCUGGAGCACAGCUGGAACCAGGGCAGCCCCCCAUAUUUCCCUCCCCUCUGCUGCAGAACCCCCUUUCCCCUCCCUGUUUUGGUACCCGAAUCCAGCUGGGGAUGGAGCAGCCAGAAUUCCCAUUGCUCCCCCCUGCACCUCCCAGUCCCUGUUCCCAAAUCCCAGGAUAUUCUGGGAUGUCCUGAGCCCAGAGCAGGGCCUGGGGGGGCUGCAGCUCUCACGGGGGCGGAUCAGCCCCUCCAGCCACGGAUGGGUGGAGCAGCCCCUUCCCCAAACCCACGGGGCAGGACGGGAUCCCAGAGGAUCCCAGGGCACUUCUCCCCCUCCCCUGGGCUCUGAGCCCCUCCCUGCGUGGCACAGCCCCUCCCCAGAGCUGCUCUCGCCCACCUG
Ficedula albicollis (Collared flycatcher) is the source of this 3632-nucleotide messenger RNA. It is a transcript of the gene CDK18, whose product is annotated as cyclin-dependent kinase 18. Lineage: Eukaryota; Metazoa; Chordata; Aves; Passeriformes; Muscicapidae. Gene Ontology annotation, cellular component: nucleus; cytoplasm. Gene Ontology annotation, molecular function: protein kinase activity; ATP binding. Gene Ontology annotation, biological process: protein phosphorylation. The transcript is spliced from 21 exons. The record is from RefSeq and is a predicted model, not a curated record.